Pseudoliparis swirei is the source of this 5782-nucleotide messenger RNA. RefSeq names its product ankyrin repeat and IBR domain-containing protein 1-like. The coding region runs from base 1508 to 4774 and encodes 1088 amino acids. NCBI's taxonomy places the organism in Eukaryota, Metazoa, Chordata, Actinopteri, Perciformes, Liparidae. Gene Ontology annotation, molecular function: zinc ion binding; ubiquitin protein ligase activity; ubiquitin conjugating enzyme binding. The record is from RefSeq and is a predicted model, not a curated record. Gene Ontology annotation, cellular component: ubiquitin ligase complex; cytoplasm. The transcript has 19 exons. Gene Ontology annotation, biological process: positive regulation of proteasomal ubiquitin-dependent protein catabolic process; protein polyubiquitination; ubiquitin-dependent protein catabolic process.
CAUGACAUCUAUUGUUCAUCUGGUCUCAUGACAUCUAUUGUUCAUCUGGUCACAUGACAUCUAUUGUUCAUCUGGUCUCAUGACAUCUAUUGUUCAUCUGGUCACAUGACAUCUAUUGAUCUUCCUUUGUUGCUCUCCUGAAGGUUUCUUCCCUUUUUACCCCGUGAAACAUUUUUUUCUAUCUCUGGGGAGUUGUUCCUGAUCCGAUGUGAGGUCAAAGGUCAAAGGUCAGCGAUGUCUAUGUGUCUUUGUAUUUUGUAAUUAUGGGCUCUACACAAUAAACUGAAUUGAAAGUCACACACAGCUCCCCGUCCAACAGCACCACGUGUUUCCCUGGACUCUGUCGCACUCUAGUGGCGGUUUAUUGAACUGCAGCCACGGAAUGAAUCACACCUGUUGACUUGGAGCCACAGACACACACAGGUUGAGAUGGACACUGGCUGCACCCGGCGUCUAAUUAAACUGUCCUCCCAUGCUGUAUCCCAUCAGUCUGCAUCCGGGAACUAUUUAAAGUUGAAUCACUUUUCGUGUGUAUUUACUUUAAGAACCUGUAGAUUGUUUUCACGUGUGAAUACGACAUACGUCAUAUUCGCACGUUGCCACACACACACACACACACAUUGAGCCUUUAGGGUACAACAGGUGUGUAUGUGGCACAGUCCAGAAUACGCGACUCAAAUCGUGGGCGUCGGUCGGUGCGCGCGUGCGUUGUCCUCGUCGUUCAUCGUCUCUGAGGAAAACCAGCCGCUUCUUUCUCCGCUUUAUUUGGGUUUUUUCUUUUUUAGCUGAAAACCUGGCAACCCGCGUAGCAGCGAGCAGAGAGCCAACGAAGAGUUUCACGGGGACGCCGUCGGGGCUUCUGGCGUCACGUCAUUCACGGGUGGCGCGCGUGUCGCUCAGCGCGUGCCGGCGGACUCACGCGCGCAGGUGACACGCAGCACCUGUGUGAGACACCUGUUACUCACCGUUUACUGCUAGCUAUGUUGGCUAGCACGCUAGCUGAUACGCUAGCGCGCGCUGACGUUGACCAACGCGGGCACGAGCGUCAUGGUGUGUUUUAAAAAAAAAUUAAAAAAUGUUUUUUAACAACAUCCAGCGAACAAACACGAGUUGUAUUGCGUCUCGUGAUUCCCUCAGCACCGGGACGCCUCGCAGCUAACACCGACCGAGAGCUCAGGCGGCAGCUGAAUGUUUUCAUGGACCCCAAACGCAACAGAGCGAUAAAACCCACGGCUCCUGAACGCAACACGGCGGCCGGAGCUAGCGGCCCAAUAGUAAACAGCGGCCCCGCGGGGCCCGAGGCCUUCACUGACCAGCGGACAGCAGCGCGCUGUGUGUACGUGCUCCGCUGCGACGCGCAGAUGGGAAACACUCGUGAGAUCCGCGUGUUCACGUCCAGAGGGUCGGUGCGAGUUCUCCAGGUCACGUGACUGUUUAAAGACCAGCUGUUUAACAAGGACGUCCAGCAUGCCGGCCCGUUGGACGUGAGCGCCGCGGGAGGAGAGCGAUGGGCAACGCGGCCACCAAGUUCCGCAAGGCUGUGCUCAGCGGGGACGAGGCGCUGGCCGUCCACCUGUACGAGAGCAACCCGCAGUUCAAGGAGGCGCUGGACCCCAACGCCUCCUACGGAGAGUCCUACCAGCACAACACCCCGCUGCACUACGCUGCCCGGCACGCCAUGAGCCGCCUCCUCAGGUCUUUCCUCCUCAGUAAAGAUGGGAACCCUAACAAGCGUAACGUGCACAAUGAGACGGCCCUGCACCUGCUCUGCAUGGGGCCCCAGAUCCUGACCUCGGAGGGGGCCCCGCACCCCCGGCUCUCCCGGCCGUAUGAAGACGAGCGGCGGCGGGCCGAGUCCCUCCAGAUCCUGCUGGCGUGGACCGGAGCCAAGCUGGACCGCGGGGAGUACGAGCGCGCCGACGUCAACGCCACCGACAGCAGGAAGAGCUCCUGCCUGCACUACGCGGCGGCCGCCGGCAUGAAGGCGUGCGUGGAGCUCCUGGUGCAGAGAGGAGCCGACCUGUUCGCCGAGAACGAGGACCGCGAGACGCCGUGUGACCGCGCCGAGCAGCGGCGCCACGAGGAGCUGGCCCUGAGCCUGGAGUCACAGAUGGUCUUCUCCCUGGCGCCCGAGGCCGAGGAGGCCGAGUACGCAGCGCUGGACCGGAGAGAGCUGUAUGAAGGCCUGCGCCCUCAGGACCUCCGGAGGUUGAAGGACAUGCUGAUAGUGGAGACAGCCGACAUGCUGCAGGCGCCUCUCUUCACUGCAGAGGCUCUGCUCCGUGCCCAUGACUGGGACCGAGAGAAGCUCCUCGAGGCCUGGAUGAGCAACUCGGGGGAAUGCUGCCAGCGCUCCGGGGUCCAGAUGCCCAACCCGCCUCCCAGUGGGUACAACGCCUGGGACACGUUGCCCUCGCCGCGGACGCCGCGCGCCACGCGCUGCUCCGCCACCACCUCGCCACAACAAGUCAGCCUGCUGCCCGCCGGCGAGGAGGCGUCUCUGGUGAGAGGCGCCGCGGCUUCCCUUUCGCCCAAAUCAUGUUACACGGUCGUCAUCAGAUUGGCUGUGGAUGUCCUCCCUGCUCCUCCCUCCCUCAGGUUCCUCAAUCUGAAGAUCCAGGAGGGCGACGCCCACAACAUCUCCUGCCCGGCCGUCGGCUGCUACCAGCUGGUGCCGGUGGACGUCAUCGAGAGCGUGGUGUCCAGAGAGAUGGACCGGCGCUACCUCCAGUUUGACAUCAAGGCCUUCGUGGAGAACAACCCGGCGAUCCGCUGGUGUCCCGAGGCCGGCUGUGAGAGGGCGGUGAGGCUGAGCGGCCGGGGGACCGCCGACCCCCUGGGGUUCCCCCGCCUCCGGGCUCCGGCUGUAGACUGUGGCAAAGGACACCUCUUCUGCUGGGAGUGUCAAGGCGAGGCCCAUGAGCCCUGUGACUGCCUCACCUGGAGGUCGUGGCAGCAGAAAGUCUCUGAGAUGAGACCCGAUGAACUGGCCGGGGUGAGCGACGCCUACGAGGACGCCGCCAACAGCCUGUGGUUGCUCUCCAACUCAAAGUCCUGCGCCAACUGCAAGUCUCCGAUCCAGAAGAACGAGGGCUGCAACCACAUGCAGUGUGCCAAGUGUAAGUACGAUUUCUGCUGGAUCUGUCUGGAGGAGUGGAAGAAGCACAGCUCGUCCACGGGAGGCUACUACCGCUGCACUCGCUACGAAGUCAUCCAGCAGGUGGAGGAGCAGUCCAAGGAGAUCACGGAGGAGGCGGAACAGAAGCACAAGAGCUUUCAGGAGCUGGACCGGUUCAUGCACUACUUCACCCGCUUCAAGAACCACGAGCACAGCUGCCAGCUGGAGCAGCGGCUGCUGAAGACCGCCACGGAGAAGAUGGAGCAGCUCAGUCGAGCUCUGAGAGGAAGGGAAGGCGGCCCGCCCGACACGACCUUCAUCGAGGAUGCCGUCCUAGAACUCCUGAAGACUCGGCGCAUCCUGAAGUGCUCUUAUCCUUACGGCUUCUUCCUGGAGCCCAAGAGCACCAAGAAGGAGAUCUACGAGCUCAUGCAGACGGACCUGGAGAUGGUGACGGAGGACCUGGCCCAGAAGGUCAACCGGCCGUACCUCCGCACGCCGCGCCACAAGAUCAUCCGCGCGGCGUGUCUCGUGCAGCAGAAGCGGCAGGAGUUCCUGGCCUCGGUGGCCAGGGGAGUGGCCCCCAACGACUCUCCUGAGGCCCCCAGGCGCAGUUUUGCCGGCGGGACGUGGGACUGGGAGUAUUUGGGCUUCGCGUCAGCCGAGGAGUACGCCGAGUUCCAGUACCGACGGAGACACCGGCAGCGGCGGCGGGGAGACAUGUCCAGUCUCCGGAGCAACACGCCCGACCCCGACGACUCCAGCGACAGCAUCUUAGACGCUCAGGAGGAGGCAGCCGGGCGCAGACGGCAUCUGAUGGCUCUCGGUUCUCUGGACGACGACGACCCGAACAUCCUGCUGGCCAUCCAGCUGUCGCUCCAGGACUCGGCGAUGGCGGAGAUCUGGUCCGACCGCGCCGUCCCGGCCAACGCCGCCUCGCCGGGCGCCGUCGGCGCCUCGCCGCCCUCCCGGCUGGAGCAAAGCGCUCCGGGGGCGGAGCUCCUCUCCAGGGCAGCUCGGAGCGGCUCGGAGAGGCUGGACCUGGGGGACAACCUGGCGAGACUCGGCAACAUCGACAUCGACAUCGACAUCGUUACCGCGCAGCACCGCAACGGCCGCCGGCGGGCCCACGGGGCCUCGGCGCCGAUACCGGUGGCGCCGGGAGGCAGCGACUCCUCGACGGGCCUCUUCUCCUCGUCCAGCGACACGUUGGACUGCACCACGGGCGCCGGCCACGACCCGUCCACGUCCUCCGCCGCGGUGGCCGACGCUCGUCUGCUGGGCAACAUCGUGGCGUGGUUCCACGACAUGAAUCCUCGAGGCGUCGCCCUGGUGCCCCCGACCUCCUCCGACACCGACGCCGACCUGCAGGAGGGCGGGGGCGGGAAACCCCAGGAAGUGGCGGCGGAAGUGGGUUUCGUCUCUCGGAGACCACGCGGCAUGAGGAUGGAGGAGGAGGAGGAGCAGUGCGCCGUCGCCCAGAGGCCGACGCAGCUGGACCUCGAGCCGCUCCCCCUCACGGCUCUCGACCACGCCGAGCAGGGCGGCUCGAAGGUCCGGCGCGUCGACACGCCGCAGUGUGACUCGGGAUCCGACACGCUGCUCAGCACCAGCUCCUCCGAGUGGGAGGACCAGGACCAGGUGCACCUGGUCUGAGCUGAUUGGCUGAGUUGAGAGGCCCAAAACCACGACAGGUGUAAAUGAAACCAGAGGUGAGAGAUUCAGGUGGAAUGUCUACAGAAUGAAGAAUGUGUCCUUGGUAGUGUGGGGGGGGGGCAUCAGGACUGUAGAGCAGUGAAGUCGGGUCACGGUGUCGUCACCAUGACAACCAGCCCCCCCUCAGACACAAGCACUCACUGACAGCUUGAUGAAUCUUUCAUGGAUAUAUUUCCUAUAAUCUGCUGGUAGAAUUAUGCACAACAUUUUAGUUGAGCUUUUUUCUGAAAUCAGUUUUGUUUGAGAGGAGAUACUUAAGCAGGUAUUAUUAUUAUUCCUAUUAUUAUUAUUAUUACUAUGACUGCUGUAUGCGUCUGAAUCCGGUUGAGGAGGUUUCCUCUGCAGAGCAGCGUUCUCCAUAUUGAGUUGAGGUGGUUUCAGGUCUCCAUACAGAGUGCUGAGUCGCUCUGUAGACCAUGACGUGUGACUUAUUGUGUGAAACAUUCACACUAAACUAUUUAGAUUCAUCAGCCAGAAAACUGAAAGUCGGCAUUCUCCUUUUAAAAAAAACAUUUCAAAAUUGACCAGACGACGUUUUCAUGUUGAAGCCUCAGAACGCCGACGGGGCCCCGGGCCCCCGGGCCAUUCAGGGUCCUUGUUGUGGUCUCAGUCCUGCAGCUGAGCGGGACAGAGUCCACAGCGACUCGUCUGGUUUACACGCUGCAGGACAGAACCGGCUUUAGUGGCUUCACUCAUCACGUUGGAGUAACUCUCUCUGGGUCCACCACGGGCUCCUAGAGCUCUACGUGUGUUCCUAGAGCUCUACAUGUGUACCUAGAGCUCUACAUGUGUACCUAGAGCUCUACGUGUGUUCCUAGAGCUCUACAUGUGUACCUAGAGCUCUACAUGUGUACCUAGAGCUCUACGUGUGUACCUAGAGCUCUACGUGUGUACCUAGAGCUCUACAUGUGUUCCUAGAGCUCUACAUGUGUACCUAGAGAUCUACAU